Arabidopsis arenosa is the source of this 1384-nucleotide messenger RNA. The record is from the annotation of a GenBank genome assembly. NCBI's taxonomy places the organism in Eukaryota, Viridiplantae, Streptophyta, Magnoliopsida, Brassicales, Brassicaceae.
AGAGAGAGACAAACGUUUAAAGUUGUCUCCUUUACAUAUUUUUGGUAUGAAUCAGCAGAAAAUAAAAAACCAGAGAACGUAAAAGUAGCCAUGGAAAUCGCUUCUUGUUCGAUUCUUAACAAUCUUCAACUUUCUUGUACAAAGACUUCUCUUUUCACUCGCUAUUCGAGCGAGCAAUCGUCACACGACACUGGAAGACGCAAUUUUCUGCCUUUUUCAAAUUUCCUUGGAAAAUCCCAGAUUCUUGGAAAAUGCUUGCGAUUGCAGAGAUUCUCUUCGAUUUGCUUAUCAGCGAGCAGAGAAGACGUAAACCCAUCCGAAGAACUCGCUGUGAUACUUGAAGUUGAUGGGGUUAUGAUUGAUACAUGGUCAAGUAAUCGCCAAGCGUUCAAUGUAGCUUUUCAAAAGCUUGGACUUGAUUGUGCAAAUUGGCCUGAACCAGUUUAUUCAGACCUGUUAAGAAAGGGUGCUGCCGAUGAAGAGAAAAUGUUGCUUUUGUAUUUCAACCAGAUUGGUUGGCCAUCGUCCUUGCCAACCAGUGAGAAAGCAAGUUUUGUAAAAAGUGUAUUGCGAGAAAAGCUUGUUUGUUGUCAGAAAAAUGCAAUGGAUGAGUUUCUGAGGUCGAAAAGCUUACCUCUGAGAUCUGGAGUGCAAGAGUUUAUCGAUAAUGCAUACACAGAGAGAGUACCUGUUGCUAUCGUAACAGCCUACUGCAAGAGUGGAGACAAAGUAGCCCUAUCCAUUGUCGAGAUGCUUGGCCAAGAAAGACUUCCAAAUGUGAAGGUUAUCGGAGAAAAUGAGGUAGAACAGAGUAUGUAUGGACAACUUGUUCUUGGCAAAGGAGUUUCUAAAAGUCUAGAGGAGCAACUAGUGAAGGAAGUCAAAAAAGCCGCAUCCGCCGAGAAACAGAGGAUAGCAGAAGAAGUUGCAUCAAUGCUAAAGCUAAGUGUUGACAUUGACACAACCUCAUCUGAGAGAUUGGAAAAGAUUGUUGUUGCAUUGCGUGCUGCUGCGGAACACAUAGGAUUACCUGUAAAAAACUGUGUACUUGUUGCUGGUAGUCAACCUGGAGUUUCUGCUGCAAAGAUGAUAGGCAUGCCGUGUGUAGUCAUGCGAAGCAGUUUAACUGCAAGAGGUGAGUUCCCAUCGGCGAAAGGUGUAAUGGAUGGGUUUGGAGGUGCAGACCUGACAAUCCCAAAACUUAGGCACAAGAUCAAGUCUUGAAGAAACAAAUCAAGAAAGUUGUCUAAAAAUCAGAAUCUGGAAAUACUGUCGAGUUAUUUGCUCACUUCUCGAAGUUUUUGUGAAUUUUCCAACUUGAUAUAUGUAACUAUAGCUACAUGUUGUACAACUUGACUCUUUGGAAUGAACUGGUGUGGUUAGU